UUUCCUGUGGUCUUAACACGUGCGAGCUUUGUUUACAUGAGGCCACGACAGAGUUGUGAUAUCGUGACAGAAACUGUUCAAUGGCUCUAGCCUUCAGCAGUAGCGAUCAAGCUGUAAUAGACAGAACAACAGAUGUCUGCGCAACCAGUGCAACUGCCUCAACGAAGACUACGGAGUGUGAUCUUGGAACGAAGUACGAGAUACAACGCUGUGUUGACUGGAUCAACAAAAAUCAGUACAAAAUCGUCGCAUUACAGUUCCCGGACGAGAUGUUAGUGGACUCUGUUCAGGUCACCCUAGCUAUUCAGAAUUCUGUGACCGCCGAUCUGUACAUCCUCGGUGACACCUCCUACGGAAGUUGCUGUAUCGACGAAGUCGCAGCUGAACACAUCAAAGCCGAAGCAAUCAUUCACUUCGGUCAUACAUGUCUCAGCUACCCUUCUAGGCUUCCCGUAUGUUUCGUUUUCGGAAAAGAACCCUGUCCUUUGGGCGAACUCGAAGGGAGACUCAAAUCACUCAUAACCGAUCCACACGCAAAGUUACUACUUGUGUGCGACGUAAUUUAUGAUCACGCAAAAGACAUCAUCAGCCAGAAGCUCCGCAAUGUUUUUCAGGAAGUCGUAGUUUCCGACCCCAUAAUUCCUGACGUGACGGACCGAGAGAAUUGCGUCAACGAGGUUCGUAGGUGCGCUCGUAGGAUUGUGCUUCCAGAAUCUGCAGGCAUUGAGGACUACAGAGUGCUGUUUGUAGGACCCGAAAAUCGGACGUUGUCCUACUUAGUCAUGACUUUUAGUCUGUGCCAGUGUUACUCUUUCAAUCCGCUGACUCACGUGGCGAGGCUGGAAAGCACGACUGUUAACAGACACCUCGCAAGACGGUAUCACAUGAUUGAAAGAGCCAAGGAUGCACAAAUAAUUGGUGUACUCGUGGGCACCCUUGGAGUACGACACUACCUGCAAGCGAUCGAACAUUUGAAGAGCCUCAUCAAAGCCGCCGGCAAAAAGUCCUACACCCUGGCAAUGGGGAAACUAAACGUUGCCAAGCUGGCGAACUUUGAGGAGGUCGAUGUCUACGUGUUAGUUGCGUGUCCCGAAAACACGCUUCUCGACUCUAAAGAAUUCUUCCGUCCAGUGGUCACACCCUUUGAGCUGGAAAUCGCUCUGAACGCUUCACGUGAAUGGGGUCGAGAUUACACGACAGACUACGGCGAUAUAUUGCCCGGUGGCGACCUCUACGUCGAGCAAAAAGCAUCUGAAGGAACGAGGUACGACGUGUCGCUUGCGACGGGAAGUAUUCGGAAGCUCGGCAUCGAGGAAAAAUCGGAACGGCUCGUCGAAAUGACCGUCGCUACGAAGGUGGGAACAGUAGCCGUUCCAUCCCUACAUACGGGUGCUGCGGGCGAGUACCUAAUGCGACGGACUUGGCAAGGACUCGAUCCAGAGCUGGGGAAGACUGCGGUGGCAGACAUAGCCGUGGGGAAGAAGGGGAUUGCAGCUGGUUACGAGGGGGAGGGCGAAAACGAAGAGGAGAAGGAAGGGAAUGCUUCGUAGCUGUUUCUUUGGGAGCAUCACUUCAUUCGACUAAGCGUGUGCUGGAACAAAAAGAAGGUUUACUGUACUCUCAGUUGAUGCAGAACUUCUGCUGCUUGGAUCAGGGAUCUGCCCUGCAGAAUGUGUAUAAAAAGAAAAAAAAAGAAGAAGAGGUCUGUUGUGGUAUUUGAAGAUGAAAUGAAUCUUUAAAGUAAAUGGAAAGCUGGAUUAAAAAAGUAGCAGUGUUAUCCCACAUUGUGUAAUUGCGAUAUUAUAAUAAAACUGAGGACACAUACA
Messenger RNA from Ornithodoros turicata, 1826 nucleotides. RefSeq names its product 2-(3-amino-3-carboxypropyl)histidine synthase subunit 2-like (gene Dph2). The coding region runs from base 81 to 1550 and encodes 489 amino acids. The transcript has 7 exons. Gene Ontology annotation, molecular function: 2-(3-amino-3-carboxypropyl)histidine synthase activity. Lineage: Eukaryota; Metazoa; Arthropoda; Arachnida; Ixodida; Argasidae. Gene Ontology annotation, biological process: protein histidyl modification to diphthamide. The record is from RefSeq and is a predicted model, not a curated record.